GUGGCUCUCCUAGUUAUUGAAACACAGUGCAAAAAUGAUACUGAAGCUCUAAUAACAUCCAAUAGGAGAAUCAUUUCCAAGAGGGAUGUUUACUGCCAGGAGGAUGAAUACAAUUUAGAUACUCAGUGUUGCAAGAAAUGUAGAAGUGGUUUUGUUAAAAAUGUCUCCUGCCCAACAGAUGUUACCAAACACUGUGCUCCAUGUCAGAAAGGAAAGGAAUUCAUGGAUCACCCCAAUGACUUAGACGAGUGUUUUAGAUGCAAAUGGUGUGACAGCCACUUUGGGCUGGAGUUUGUGAAGAACUGUACCCCAGAAGAGGACGCGCAGUGUGCCUGUGCAAAGAACCAUUUCUGCAGUCCUACAGGAUGUGACACUUGCUUUCCAUGUACCAUAUGUGAAAGCGGUGUAAUUGAAGAGCAAUGUACUGCAGCUUCAGACACUGUGUGUGGAACCAAAGUUCCAACAGAUCCAGCAACGCUGGGGUUGAUCAUUGCUGGGGUAGUGCUACUAUCAAUACUAUCAAUAAUAGCUGGAGCGAUAGUCUGGUACAAGAGAAGAAAACAGAAGGAUCUUAUAAUCAAUUAUCCAGGUAAUGGAGUUUACGAAGGAGAGCAUGUGGAUAUACCUCUUAUAGUUGAAGAUGUUGACCUGAGCAGAUACAUUCCUGGCAUUGUGGCAGAGAUGACACUCAAAGAAGUCAAGACAUUUGUUCGUCACCGCAAUGUAUCAGAACCUGACAUAGACCAAAGCAUUCAGGAUUUUCCUGGUGAUACAUCUGAACAGAAGAUUAGGCUGUUUCGAGUCUGGUAUCAAAGUCAUGGGAUGAAGGGAGCCUAUGAAACCCUAAUAAGGAGCCUGAGAGAGUUAAAAAUGUGUGCUGUAGCUGAUAAAAUUGAGAAAAAACUGAAGACAGCUAUUUCUAGCUCUCAGGAAGGGGGGCAGUCUUGUAAUCCUGACACUGAGCAAAGCUUUCAGGAGGGUGGAAACCCUUACAGUGAGAGUGCUGAGCUAAGUAAAGCCUCUACUGCUAGUUUGGAAGAGACUUUGCACAGAGUAACUUGAAAUUUAUUUCUGAAUGAGUAUUUCUCUAAUGUAAACAGCAAAGUUUUAAAAUUACAUUUUCACUGGCAGUUCUGAUUGAACUCAAGUAAGUUAUUACAUGUAAAAGGAAUAAUUGCAAAUUUUGCAGCAAUAUCUUUCCUUUAAAAAAAGUUCUAGCCUUUUUUGGUUGUUAAGGACUUGAAGUUUUAUGACUUGUUUGCUAAAAGGUGCAAUAUAAGACUCCAGCUAUAAGAGUCAUUACAAGAGGAAAGAAGUUAUAAUUUGAAGAAAAGGAAUUGUUUAAAUGCAUUGUCCUGCAUUAUUUAAUCAGUGUAACAUUCUAUAUACAUUAAAAAUGCAGGCUGUUCCUUUU
Zonotrichia albicollis (white-throated sparrow) is the source of this 1414-nucleotide messenger RNA. Lineage: Eukaryota; Metazoa; Chordata; Aves; Passeriformes; Passerellidae. The record is from RefSeq and is a predicted model, not a curated record.